AUGUCGGAAACUGCUUCAAUGUACAUCAGUGAAAUUCCUGUUCGUAUCGAUGAUCGUAUGAAAUGGUUGUCAAAUUUAAAUCAUUCAACAAGUGCAAGAGAUGUUAUACAUGCGUUACUAUCCAAUUUAAAACCAUUCGAUGAUAGAAAUGGUGAUAUUGAUGAAUCAACAUUAAAUGAUUACACCCUCUAUGUUCAUACGGAUCGAGGCAUUCAUCCAAUAUUACCAAAUUCAAAAAUUUAUAAAGUGGUAGCAUCUAUACAAAAACGUCAAUGUGGACGACGUUUACUAUUUGAAAUAAAACAUCGUUAUGUUCCUACUACUUGUCUGCCUUCUAAUCCAAAAUAUGCCAUACGUCGAACACUUCGACAAAGUCCAAAAAAGCAAAAAUCCGAAAAAUUGCCAACAAAAAAACGUGUCCGAUUUUCAGAUGAAAUUCAAAUACAAGAUAUUAGAGGAAGACAUUUACAACAUUGUAAUGAAUCAUCACCAUUACAUUUUCUCGAAACUUUAUUUAUACCCGACAAUAAACAUGCAUCAAAAAAUGUAAUAGUGACUAAUAACAAUGAUGAAGCAGUGUCCAUUGAAGCGAAAUAUGAAAAAUUAAAACAAAAUUUUGAACGUCGAGUCUUAGAACAACAAGAAAAUUAUCGAAAACCCAGAACUGAAAAAAAAAUAGGUUGUCAAAAUGAAAGACGAUAUGGAAAAUAUUCCAAAAAGGUUAAUGGAGAACUUAUUAAAGUUAUUUAUGAUUGGUUUGAACGAGACAAAGAUUUCGAUGGAACACCAUUAACAGGAAAACAUAAAGGUCAUCAAUAUAAACUUGGAAUGACUAAAGAACAAUUCGAUCAAAUGAAACAGAUUGUAACACCAACGGAUAUGAACGGAGAAAAACUUACGUUCGAUCAAUUUUGUGAUAUUUUGAUUCCGGUUAUUACUGGUGAUCACAAUGACUAUUCAAUUUAUUUGGCUUUUCGUGCAUUCGAUAAAAAUGGUGAUCAAUA
Messenger RNA from Didymodactylos carnosus, 1004 nucleotides. The record is from the annotation of a GenBank genome assembly. NCBI's taxonomy places the organism in Eukaryota, Metazoa, Rotifera, Eurotatoria, Philodinida, Philodinidae.